ACGAUGACUUCCGGUAGCGGGUGUAGCUUUCUGUCGGAGCUCUAGACGAAUACAAAGUGUUUAUCUACUCCGCCUGAACUCGGAGUCUGAAGGCUUGGGUUUAUUUUCCUGCUAGGGUUUUGGUUUUAUUUAUUUAGAGAAGAUAACAGCUUUAUCUGUGUGUACACACACACACACACAGAGAGAGAGAGAGAGAGAGAGAGAGAGAGAGAGAGAGAGAGAUCUUACACAGAGAUGGGCUUCAGGAAGAAGAACAAAAGUCCUCCGGUUCUGAGCCAUGAGUUUGUGAUCCAGAAUCACGCCGAUAUGGUUUCCUGUGUGGCCAUGAUCAUCCUGCUGGGGCUCAUGUUCGAGGUUACGGCGAAGUUCGCCAUCAUGUUCAUCACCGUGCAGUACAACGUCACCCAGACAUCAGAUACAGAGGAGAAGCCGGAGUCGGUGAACGUUUAUCAGUACGGCCCCAAAGACAUGGCUACCGUCUUCUUCUACCUGCUGAUCGCCAUCAUACUCCACGCUCUCAUCCAGGAGUACGUACUGGACAAAAUAAAUCGGCGUCUGCACUUGUCCAAAACGAAGCACAGCAAGUUUAACGAAUCGGGGCAGCUGGCGGCGUUUUACUUCUCCUCCUUCAUGUGGGGCUGCAGCAUCCUGACGGCGGAGGAGUUUGUGACCAAUCCGACAUUCCUGUGGGAAGGUUAUCCUCACACACGCAUGGCUUUUCAGGUGAAGUUCUUCUACAUCUGUCAGAUAGCGUACUGGUUCCACGCUCUGCCGGAACUUUACUUCCAGAAAGUCCGAAAGGAAGAUGUUCCUCGCCAGCUUUACUACAUCUGCCUUUACAUCUUCCACAUCACCGGUGCCUACGUCCUCAAUCUGCACCGUUUAGGUUUGGUUCUCCUGGUUCCACACUACCUGGUGGAGCUGCUGUUCCACGCGUCUCGUCUCUUCUACUUCAGCAACGAGAACAAGCAGAAAGGGUUUACGCUGUGGGCUCUGCUCUUCGUCGUCGCUCGUCUCCUGACCCUCACUCUCUCCGUCCUGACGUUUGGUUUUGGACUCUCCCGUACAGAUAAUCAGGGCUUUUCUCUGGCUGAGGGAAACUUCAACGUUCUCACCGUGAGGAUGACAUGUCUCUCAGCCAUUUGCUUGACCCAGGCCUGGAUGAUGUGGAAGUUCAUCAACUUCCAGCUGAAGAAGUGGAGAGAGCAGAGUCAGGUCCAGAGCAGCAAGAAGAAGACCGUCAGUCCCAAGAGCAAACACGGCAAGAAGGACUCGUCUCGGGGAGGUUCCGUCAACGGCGUGAUGAAAGCGGAGGACAAAACGUCACCACGAGCCAGAAAAGCCAAAACCUCGUAGAGCGGCGGAGAUCGUCAACGAUGUGGUGUUUUUUGGGUUUUUUUUUUCUCUUUCUUGAUUCCAGCUGUAGAAAGAAAAAAGGUUCUUACUGUCUCCUGAAGAAGCGUUGAAUCACACAGACAGCUUCUACCUGUCCGACAUGGUGGGCUCUGAGGGAUGGGGAGGGGCGUGUUUAGGGAAUUUGUUUUUUUUUUUUUUUUAUCGCAAUUCUUUAAAAUUCUGCACGAUUUACGAUUGAAUUGAUCAGUCCCGGUGUUUGAGAAGAUUUUGGAGUGUGGAGAGGGGAAGCUUGGUACUGAAGUUCUGGUUUGUGUUCCAAGUGAUGAUGUAACUAUCGGUGUUCCCCAGGGGUGUAUAUUAAGACCGAUGUUUUUGUUUUGUUUUCUUUCUCUCUCUCUAUCCUUCAGGGCUUGAUGAGCUUCUUUGAACAUUGGUAGCCCUCCUCAUCCUCAGCAUCAGUCACUGUGUCUCUGUGUAUGCAGAGGCUUAAUUUUUAAAAAAGUGUCCUUUUUGCCUGUUUGUUUGAGAGUCAGCCCUUAGCCACAGAAUCUUUACGGCUAAACCUAUUUUUGGAAAAAGAUUAUGAGCAAAAUGAAAGCUUUCGGUGCUCUCCCCCCAACUCACCAACACCCCGCCCCCCAAACCUCAGCUGUGUAAAUACAGACCGCUUCAUUUUUUUAAAUCAUGACCCUGGCUGGUGUAAGAGCUCCCCCUAGAGGCCUGGAGAACACAAUGCGUCGCCUUUCUCCAUCUGAACCGCCAUUUUUAAGUAUGGUUUUUAAGCAUCGUUUUUACAAAAGCGUCACAGUUUUAAAUUUAACACAGAUUUGAUUUGUCGUUUCGUUUGAAGUAUUAUUUUCGUCUCAAGUUCACUUGACGCACGAACGGAGACUGUAGCACUUUUCCACCGGACAGUAGCGUACGGUAAUAAAACCCACGAUCCCGCACACAUCUUGUUAUUUAUUUUCAAUGCAGAGAUAUAUGGGCGGGGCUAGAAACAG
Molecule: messenger RNA, 2357 nt
Organism: Ictalurus punctatus (channel catfish)
Lineage: Eukaryota; Metazoa; Chordata; Actinopteri; Siluriformes; Ictaluridae
Product: TRAM1 and TRAM_LAG1_CLN8 domain-containing protein
Exons: 11
Coding region: 235-1356 (373 amino acids)
Biological process (GO): protein insertion into ER membrane; SRP-dependent cotranslational protein targeting to membrane, translocation
Cellular component (GO): endoplasmic reticulum membrane
Source: RefSeq, a predicted model, not a curated record